CCUCUGAGUGUAUCUUGUUUGGACAUUGUGACCCCCCAUAUGUUCUUUGCGGAGUGACUUGAUACAUGUUUUCGACGCUUACGCUGCAUCAGGCCCAUGCAGCUCGUCGAUAAUAACACAUUUUUGCGGCAGCUGGGCGCCCUCUUCGAAUCAACGAAAGACAAGGGCACGAUAUGGCUCACUCAUAAGCGAUUAACUCACGAUGGUGAUGACACCGUAAUGAAAGUGGAAGAUGGGAGCGAUGGGGGCAGAGUGUAUCCAUGUAUCGUUCGUGUCACUGAUGGCAAGAAGACGAAAUUCUCCACCAAGAUCAUAUCAACAGACCUCGAUAAAUUCCACUCUGCAUACGGUGCCCUGCUCAAAGCAUCCAUGACCACCCUCCGUAAGCGUGAUAAAAAACGUGAAAAGCAACGCGCCGAACAGCUCGCAAAGAAGAAGCAGCGUAUGGCAGACCCUGUUGUUAUCAAUGGACCUAAACGAGGGAACGGUCGACGCAAGAGGCAGCGACAAGUCAAGGCAGCCCUCAAGCAUGAGGAGAUGAAGGAGCGUGCAGCCAAGAGAGAAGAGGCACGAGCAAAGCAAGGAGGAUCUUGAUAGUAAGCAUGUGUCAGAAAAAGUAUGUUGUACACUGCUGUAAUUACCUGCCUGCGUCGUGCAUGUGCGAUGCCUACGUACUUGAUGUGCGGACAUUAGAUCACCAGUUUGUCUUCAACAGAUGCUCACCUUGCCAGACGCCGAACUUUGAAGUAGUGACUCGAGUUCCUUGUCUCAUUAUAUGUAUAAAUAUUAUGUACAGCGCUGCGACUCGUAGCUAACACUAAAGACUCAAAUGUUAGAAUUGUACCCAUCU
Molecule: messenger RNA, 850 nt
Organism: Suillus paluster
Lineage: Eukaryota; Fungi; Basidiomycota; Agaricomycetes; Boletales; Suillaceae
Product: signal recognition particle, SRP9/SRP14 subunit
Exons: 5
Coding region: 97-594 (165 amino acids)
Biological process (GO): SRP-dependent cotranslational protein targeting to membrane
Cellular component (GO): signal recognition particle, endoplasmic reticulum targeting
Molecular function (GO): endoplasmic reticulum signal sequence receptor activity; 7S RNA binding
Source: RefSeq, a predicted model, not a curated record